AUGACUCGGGAAGGGGUUCAAUCGCUUCUCUCAGACCUGGAAAGCAGAAUUGGUGCCAGAAGCGUCUUCGUUGAAAUACGGGGAUGUCCUGCCGUGCUCAAAACUGGGCUAAGGGCGGGCAAAAAAUGUUUAAAAGCUGUCCUUGCCACAGGCGAUAAUCGAUUGGAGGCGAAAAGGAUCCGAACGUACCUGGAAACCUUGGUCGAGGUUACUGACAAGGAUUUGCUGCUGCAAAAUGUAGGAAACUACAUCUCAAUCAGUUUCUGCUCCCUUCACAUCAAAAGAGCAUCAUCGGAGCAAGAAUGGAAGAAUUGGGUGAAACUCGUUCACGCAUAUACCUCUACUACCUCCGUCACUGAGGCCGGCCUUGCGCCCGAGAUUAUCGUGGUUUCGGAUGAUGAUGCAGAGAGCAGCGGCAUCCAACAGGACGAUAUCUUUGAUGGAGACUUCAGUUUCGACACCUCAACUCCGGAUACAACAGUCGACAUAGAUGAUCUGGAAAAGACAGUCGCGACAUUGAACGUGCAGGAUAAUCGCGCAUCGUCUCCAGCUGUCAACCCUACCGAACCGAGCCCCGACGAUGGCGCAACUGCAGACAUAGCGGACGGGCUGAGGAAGCUAGAUCUCGCCCGGCAAACACCACCGCCAUCCGGCACAAGUAAUACUAUACAUACGGUUGGAAGGGCCGGUGGCGCCGGCGCCAUUCCCUCCGCCGGCCUCACAAACCAAGACGAAGGAGAUUGGGACUUGCGCGACAUGGGCAUCGCCGCAUUCCGGCGCGCAGGCACCCCGCGCGACAAUUCGGUCCUACAUCACAAGUUUUAUGAAGCUUUCAAGAGUAAGGACAAGUACGAAGGUAUCGUGUACGUCUUUAAGAAAAUCGGCCGGGACGACCGAUUCAAGGUCGGGUAUAGUGGUAACUCGGGAAACGCCCGAAAGAAACAACCCAACAACUGCUACGCCGCCGGCACGGAGAUUAUCCACGAAACUGAAGGAGGGCGCUUCGUCGGCGCGCACCGCGUCGAGGGCCUCGUACACGCUAUGCUCAGACACUGCAACAUCAAGUUCAUCAAGUGCAACGGCAAAGACGACAAGGGAAACGACUGCACCGCCAAGCACCGCGAGUGGUUUGCGACGGACCAGGCAACUGUGGUUGGCAUUACGCGCGCAAUGGAGCGUUUCGUGCGGGAGGGCGGCUACGAGAGGAGGGAGACAGGAAACUUCCACGUUUCAGAAGCCGGGGACAAAGUGGUUAAGAAGCUGUUAGGUGAUUGCAAGCUCGCGACGCUUCAGAGAGCGCUGGAUGUGAUGGAAGCGCGACGACGAACAAUUCCGUAA
Molecule: messenger RNA, 1338 nt
Organism: Cordyceps fumosorosea ARSEF 2679
Lineage: Eukaryota; Fungi; Ascomycota; Sordariomycetes; Hypocreales; Cordycipitaceae
Product: DNA-binding protein
Exons: 1
Coding region: 1-1338 (445 amino acids)
Source: RefSeq, a predicted model, not a curated record